AUGGCGCUGAGUAAGGCUGGAGGAAGGGAGGAGCCACUGCUUAUCCUGCUUGGAGAGCACGAACGGACUGGGACUGGGUCACAAUUCACCAGCCACCCAUUGGGCCAGCUUGUGCCUAACAACUACCAGACUGUUCUAGCCUUCAUUUUUACCAUAGAAAAGAUCAACAGGAAUCCUCAUCUUUUACCCAACCUGUCUCUGGGAUAUGAGUCCCAUAAUUUCCUUUACAGUCACUGGAGGAUACCGGAGAGUACCCUCAUUUUACUCACAGGACAGGAUGAAAUCCCAAACUACACCUGUAGAAGAGAGACCAAGUCUCUUGCAGUGGUAACAGGAAUCUCGUGGGGGACAUCUCCUCAAAUUGGACCACUGCUGGAACUCUACAAAUUUCCUCAGGUUACAUAUAGUUGGUUUGAUCCCAUGCUGAGUGACAGUGGCCAGUUUCCUUCUCUCUAUCAGGUGGCCCAAAAGGACACAUCUUUGGCCCUUGGUAUGGUCUCCCUGAUGCUUCAUUUCAGCUGGACCUGGGUAGGACUGGUCAUCACAGAAGGUCCAAAAGGGCUUCAGUUCCUCUUAGAGGUGAGAGCAGAGAUGGACAGGAGCGCAAUCUGUGUAGCGUUUGUGAAAAUGUUCUCAACUCCUCUUGCGGAGACAUUGUCAGUAAACGUGGUUGUCAUUUACUAUGAUACUGAUGGUCUAAAUGAUGUAAUAUAUAACAUAGGACAGUAUGUAGUGACAUGAAAAGUCUGGGUGACAAACUCACAGUGGCAGGCUGAUGUUACUGGAAGAAACUUCAUACUGGGCUCAUUCCAAGGGACCCUCAUCUUUUCAAUACAUCAUGAAGAGGUUUCUGGCUUUAAAAAUUUUAUCCAGGCAGCCAACCCUUCCAAAUACCCAGAAGACACUUACCUUACUAUGUAUUGGUUCCAGAACUUUCAUUGCUCUUUUUCUGACUCUGACUGUGCACUGGAGAACUGUACGCCCAAUGCCUCUUUGGCAUGGCUGCCUGUGAACCAUUUUGACAUGGCCAUGAGCGAUGAGAGUCACAAUGUGUACAAUGCUGUGUUCGCUGUGGCCCACGCCCUCCAUGAGAUGCUUAUUCAACAAGAUCAAAUGCAACCAUCUGGGAGUGGAGAACCGACGGCGUUUUUCUCCUGGCAGCUGCAUCACUUUCUUAAGAAAGUCCACUUUAACAAUCCUGCUGGAGACCAAGUGACUUUGGAUGACAUAACCCAGGAGCAUGCUGAGUACGACAUUCUCAACUUCUGGAACAUUCCAGAAGGCCUUAGACUUAAGGUCAAAGUAGGAACAUUUUCCCCAUGAGCUCCACUUGACCAACAAAUGUCUUUCUCUGAGGAGAUGGUGGAGUGGGCCACAGGGAUUACAGAGACUCCCCACUCUGUAUGCAGUGAGAGUUGCGGUCCUGGGUUUCAGAAAUCUCCUCAGGAGGGAAAACCGACCUGUUGCUUUGAUUGCACCACUUGCCCAGAGAAUGAGAUCACCAAUGACACAGACAUGGAGCAGUGUGUGAAGUGUGAGGAUCAAUACUAUGCCAACAUUCACCAAAAUCAAUGCCUUCCAGAAGUUAUGACUUUCCUGGGUUAUGAAGACCUCUUGGGGAAAACUUUAGCUCGCUCAGCCCUGAGUCUCACUGUCCUCACAGCUGCUGUUCUUGGGCUCUUUGUGAAGCACAGAGACACUCCCAUUGUCAAGGCCAACAACAGGGCUCUCAGCUACACCCUGCUCAUCUCCCUCACCUUCUGUUUCCUCUGCUCCUUGCUCUUCAUUGGCCGGCCCAACACAGCCACCUGCAUCCGGCAGACCACAUUUGGAGUUGUGUUCACUGUGGCUGUUUCCACCAUCCUGGCCAAAACGAUCACCGUGGUGCUGGCCUUUAAGGUCACCGCUCCAGGCAGGAGGAUGAGGCAGUGGCUGGUGUCAGGGGCACCUAACUCCAGCAUCCCCAUCUGCUCCCUGAUCCAACUCACUCUCUGUGGAAUCUGGAUGGGGACGAAUCCACCCUUCGUAGACACAGAUGCACACUCGGAACAUGGCCACAUCAUCAUCGUGUGCAACAAGGGCUCCCUCUGGCCUUUCAUGGCCACAUCAUCAUCGUGUGCAACAAGGGCUCCCUCACACUAUUUCCUGGCCAGGAACCUGCCUGACACCUUCAAUGAAGCCAAGUUCCUGACCUUCAGUAUGCUGGUGUUCUGCAGUGUGUGGGUCACCUUCCUCCCCGUGUACCACAGCACCAAGGGGAAGGUCACGGUGGCCAUGGAGGUCUUCUCCAUCUUGGCCUCCAGUGCGGGGCUGCUGGGCUGCAUCUUUGCACCCAAGUGCUAUGUUAUUUUGUUGAAGCCAGAGAAAAAUGUUCUGUGUGAAUUCAGGUACAGAGCACAUUCUGGGAGAAAAAGAAUUUAA
Messenger RNA from Fukomys damarensis (Damara mole-rat), 2421 nucleotides. RefSeq names its product vomeronasal type-2 receptor 116-like. Gene Ontology annotation, biological process: G protein-coupled receptor signaling pathway. Gene Ontology annotation, cellular component: membrane. Lineage: Eukaryota; Metazoa; Chordata; Mammalia; Rodentia; Bathyergidae. The record is from RefSeq and is a predicted model, not a curated record. Gene Ontology annotation, molecular function: G protein-coupled receptor activity.